GCCACACCGAGUCCUCAUUGUGAACAGCUCCACUCGUAGCCACUUGUCAAGAUGAGCUACAUCCUGGAGACGGUCGGCAACCAGCCCUCCUACCGGAGAGUGGAUACCAGGAGCCUGAGCAGCCGCGUCAGCGCCUCGCCCUCCAGCGGUUUCCGAUCUCAGUCCUGGACCCGGGUUAGCCCGAGCCCUGCGGUCUCCAGCUCGCCUUCCUCCUAUCGCCGCAUCGCCAGCGUCCACGCUCCCCGGGCUUACAGCUCCUCCGACAGCCUCGACUACAGCCAGGGCAGCGCCCUGAACGGAGAUUACAAAGCCAUCCGCAGCAAUGAGAAAGAGCUCCUGCAGGGACUCAACGACAGGUUCGCCGGCUACAUCGACAAGGUACACUACCUGGAACAGCAGAACAAGGAGCUGGAAACCGAGAUCCAAGCCCACCGCCAGAAGCAAGAAUCCCACUCGCAGCUCGGCGACGUGUACGACCAGGAGAUCCGCGAAAUGAGGUCGCUGGUCGAGCAGGUGAACCAUGAGAAAGCCCAGAUCCAGUUGGACUCGGGGCACUUGGACGAUGACCUGAACCGCCUCAAGGAUCGCUUCGAUGAGGAGGCGCGCCUGCGAGACGAGACGGAGGCCACCAUCCGCGGGCUGAAGAAGGAGACGGGCGACUCGUCGCUGAUGAGGAUGGAGAUGGAGAAGAAGGCUCAGUCCCUGCAGGACGAGGUGGCCUUCCUGCGGGGCAACCACGAGGAGGAGGUGGGCGACCUCUUCACCCAGAUCCAGGCGCCCCAGGUGACGGUGGAGAAGAAGGACUUCCUCAAGUCCGACAUCACCUCGGCGCUGAGGGACAUCCGCUCGCAGCUCGAGGGCCACUCGACCAGGAACAUGCAGCAAGCCGAGGAGUGGUUCAAGUGCCGCUACGUCAAGCUCAACGAGGCGGCCGAGAUGAACAAGGACGCCAUCCGCGUGUCCCGCGAUGAGAUCGGCGAGUACCGGCGCCAGCUGCAGUCCAAGAGCAUCGAGCUGGAGUCGGCGAGGAGCACCAAGGAUUCCCUGGAGAGGCAGCUCACUGACAUCGAGGAUCGCCACAACUCCGACGUGGCCAACUACCAGGAAACCGUGCAGCAACUGGAGAACGAGCUCCGCGGCACAAAGUGGGAGAUGGCUCGUCACUUGAGGGAAUACCAGGACCUGUUGAACGUCAAGAUGGCUCUUGACAUUGAGAUCGCUGCCUACAGAAAGCUUCUGGAGGGCGAGGAAUCGAGGUAUACCUUCUCCGGCAGCGUUACUGGCCCUUCCAUCCCGUACCGAUCCCCGUCCACCCCCACGCCCCCUAUUAAAGUGCAGAAGACGAAAGAGGCGCCGAAACUGAAAGUCCAGCAUAAGUUCGUGGAAGAGAUCAUAGAAGAGACGAAGGUGGAGGACGAGAUGGCGGAGAUGGGGGACUUUGACUUGGCCGAGGCGGUGAAAGAGGUCAAGGCUGUAAAGAGCCCAGACGAACAGGAGGAAGAAGAAGUCGAGGAGGUGGUGGAAGAGGUCGUCGUUGCCUCUGUGAAGGCCAGCGUUCAGGCAGAGCCUGAGGGCAAGGUCGAAGAGGAGGAGGAGUCAGAAGAAGCGGAGGAGAAGGAAGAGGGGGGAAAGAAGGAAGAUGCCGAAGGCGAGGAGGAAGAUAAGAGUGAAGAGAAAGGCGGCGAUGGCGAGGAUGAAGCCGAGGGGGAAGAAGAGAGUGAGGUCGUGGAGGCGAAGAUUGAAAGUGUGAAGGUGGCGGAAUCGAAGACUGUCCCGGCGAAGGAUGAGAUCAAGGAAAAAGCCAAGGAUGAGCAGGAAGAGGAGGAAGAAGAUAAGGAAGGAGAGGCUAGCGGAGAAUCUGACAAAGAGGGCGCCGGCGAUGCCGUCAAUGGAAAGCAGGAAGUCUCUAAAAAGGAGGAGGUCAAGGCGGAUGAGAAGACAGCUGGCCAGAAGGUCGAGAAAGCGGUAGAAGAGAAAAUAUCACCCAAGGAAGAGAAACCACCGAAGGAAGUAGAAAAAACAGAGAUCAAGGAGAAGAUAGAGGAGAUGAAAUCGAAGGAUGAAGGCACCAUUAUCAACGGGGUAUCCGAUGAUAAGGGGGGAGACUCGGAUGGCAAAGAGGAAGAGACCCAGGUGAUCUCCAACGGGGUGGACAAAAGCCCCACCAAGGAAGACGCCUUUGACGUGGCCAUUCGCCACACGAAGACUGGAACGACCACCAUCCACAAGAUAUUGGACGAUGGAGACGGGACCACCAAGCAAAUCAAGGAAAUAACCAAAUCUGUCACGGUGACCCAGACGGUGGAGGAGGUGGAAGAGGUCGUUCAAGAGACGAUCGUGUCCACCAAGACGGUAGAGAAGACCUCGCACUCUGUGCUGGUGAAGGAACAGGACAGCGAAUGAGCGGGUGCCUCAUCUGGCGGAGGGAUGGGCCCGACAGCUAAAGAUGCAUGGGUGUGGACAGCUUACAUGGCCUCAAGCAGAAUGGGUUAUCCCGAGGGGGGAGACUCCAGACUACCCGUCUUUUUCCUUUGUGCACUAGAAGAAACUGCAUGCAAGUUAACAAUGUGCCUCCACAGUGCGGAGAACCUUUAAGGAACACCGGACGAACGAUCACAACACAACCGCAAACCGAAAAUGCAUGGAAGAAGUCUUCACGCGACCAAGAUAUGUUCUCUCAAUCUGUUGGGGGGGCGCUUUGAGAAAGUCUAAAGAUGUAUUAUGCAAAGAAUAAACUGAGCCAAACCUUAAAAAUCCUUAGCCUUAAACAGCUCAUAAUGAUUAAUAUAUGGUUACCUCACGAGUGCUAUUAAAAUUGAGGAAGGGUCGGACGAUAAUUCACCAUUAUGCCACAGUUUAUCACCCCAUGUGAAACCACUGCAGUAUUUGCUGAAUAAAAGACAUAUUCCAAA
This is a messenger RNA of Amblyraja radiata (thorny skate), 2912 nucleotides long. Its product is annotated as neurofilament medium chain. Gene Ontology annotation, biological process: intermediate filament bundle assembly; axon development. Gene Ontology annotation, molecular function: structural constituent of postsynaptic intermediate filament cytoskeleton. NCBI's taxonomy places the organism in Eukaryota, Metazoa, Chordata, Chondrichthyes, Rajiformes, Rajidae. The coding region runs from base 52 to 2403 and encodes 783 amino acids. The record is from RefSeq and is a predicted model, not a curated record. The transcript is spliced from 3 exons. Gene Ontology annotation, cellular component: neurofilament; axon.